Molecule: messenger RNA, 1175 nt
Organism: Megalobrama amblycephala (Wuchang bream)
Lineage: Eukaryota; Metazoa; Chordata; Actinopteri; Cypriniformes; Xenocyprididae
Exons: 2
Coding region: 1-891 (296 amino acids)
Molecular function (GO): catalytic activity
Source: RefSeq, a predicted model, not a curated record
AUGGCGCCGUUCAAUGGCGACUCGGUACUACUCUCUGUUUUGUUUGUUUGUUUGAUGUUGUCCUGCACGUUUUUAGAACCCAGCCUUGGUAUUGUUCAGUAUGAUAGAUCUGCAUUACUCUAUAUUCGGGACAGCAUGCCCGUUUUUCUGCCUGAUCUACCGCCGGAUUGCCAACUACAUAAGGAGCGGCUUAAACAACGCUGGAACACUCGGAAGCGGGGUGUGAGGGGUGGCACUCUUGUCCGGCUUAGGCGUCGCCUCUACCGCCCAGCUCUACCUAGCCUGAUUCUUUCCAAUGUCCGCUCUCUGGCAAACAAAAUGGAUGAACUUUCUAUGCUCAUUCGUACACAGAGAGAUUUUAGGGAUGCUGCUGCUAUCUGCCUGACUGAGACCUGGUUGGCUGAAAGUUUUCCGGACUCCAUGUUACAACUAGCAGGCUUUUCUCUACACCGUGCAGACCGCACUGCGUGUUCACAAAAACUACGUGGAGGUGGGGUUGGCUGCUACAUCAAUAGUAACUGGUGUUCGGACUGCAAAAACUUGUCACAAACCUGCUCUCCAGAGUUGGAGUCUCUCACUGUGAUAUGUAAGCCCUUUUAUCUGCCUCGAGAGUUUUCUUCUGUUGUCCUGAUGGUCAUUUAUAUUCCCCCGGACGCCUCUACUCCGGCUGCUCUGCAACAACUUGUAGAUAAUAUCACAGAGGUUGAAAACAACAAUCCCGACGCUGCUAUGUUUGUGCUGGGUGAUUUUAACCAUGUCUCCUUGAGGAAGGCACUCCCCAGAUACAAACCCCAAAUCCAGAUCGCUACCAGGAAGGAUAAAACUCUGGACCAAUGCUAUUCUCCUAUUUCUGAGGCAUUUCACGCUGUAGCCAGGGCUCCUUUGGAAUAAUCAGAAAGGCUAAAAACAUCAUAGCGGACCAUUCUCACCCUGCUCACCAUCUCUUUAAUCUCCUACCAUCAGGAAGAAGAUAUAGGAGUAUUAAGACUUCUACAUCACGUUUCAGAGACAGUACUUACCCUCUGGCUAUCAGAUAUCUGAACUUGCACUGAGUGCUAGUAGCACUUUAUUAACUGUAUGUAUUGAGAGUUGUAUUUAUGUUUGAGAGUUAUACCAAGACAAAUUCCUAUCAACUGUGUUGACAUGGCAAUAAAUUUAUUGAAUUGAAUUGAAUU